Messenger RNA from Coturnix japonica (Japanese quail), 2450 nucleotides. It is a transcript of the gene SLC7A10, whose product is annotated as solute carrier family 7 member 10. The record is from RefSeq and is a predicted model, not a curated record. Gene Ontology annotation, biological process: D-serine transmembrane transport; D-alanine transmembrane transport. Gene Ontology annotation, cellular component: membrane. Lineage: Eukaryota; Metazoa; Chordata; Aves; Galliformes; Phasianidae. Gene Ontology annotation, molecular function: neutral L-amino acid transmembrane transporter activity; L-amino acid transmembrane transporter activity.
AGCGCGGGGCAGAGCGGCGCGGGCACGAUGGCCGGCGGCCCCGAGCGGGUGGCGCUGAAGAAGGAGAUCGGGCUGCUGAGCGCCUGUGCCAUCAUCAUCGGUAACAUCAUUGGUUCUGGGAUCUUUAUAUCACCGAAAGGGGUUUUGGAGCACACUGGCUCGGUGGGACUGGCUCUCAUUAUUUGGGUGCUUGGCGGCGGGGUCGCUGCCCUGGGAUCUCUGUGUUAUGCUGAGCUGGGAGUUACCAUCCCCAAAUCAGGAGGGGACUAUUCCUACGUCACAGAGAUCUUUGGUGGGCUAGCUGGGUUUCUGCUGCUCUGGAGUGCGGUGCUCAUCAUGUACCCUACAAGUCUGGCUGUCAUCUCACUGACCUUCUCAAACUAUGUCCUGCAGCCUGUGUUCCCUAACUGUAUUCCCCCGUAUAAUGCCUCUAGGAUCCUCUCCAUGGUGUGUUUACUACUCCUGACCUGGGUCAACAGCUCCAGCGUUCGAUGGGCAACGCGCAUUCAGGAUAUAUUUACGGCAGGAAAACUCUUAGCCUUGGCCCUUAUCAUUACUGUGGGCUUCAUACAGAUCUUUAAAGGAAACUAUGAAGAGCUGACACUGAGCAAAGCAUUCAAUUUUUGGAUGACUCCAUCCGUGGGGCAUUUAGCACUAGCUUUCCUUCAAGGGUCGUUUGCAUUUAGCGGCUGGAACUUCUUGAACUAUGUAACAGAAGAGUUGGUUGAUCCCUGCAGGAACCUACCUCGUGCCAUAUUCAUAUCCAUCCCAUUGGUGACAUUUGUGUAUACGUUCACCAACAUUGCAUAUUUCACUGCCAUGUCACCCCAAGAGCUCUUGUCCUCCAACGCUGUGGCGGUAACAUUUGGUGAAAAGUUACUGGGCUAUUUUUCCUGGGUUAUGCCAGUCUCAGUGGCCCUAUCUACAUUUGGAGGAAUAAAUGGAUACCUUUUUACCUCAUCAAGGUUAUGUUUCUCUGGUGCCCGAGAAGGCCAUUUGCCAAGCUUGCUUGCCAUGAUCCAUGUCAAGUACUGUACACCCAUCCCAGCCCUGCUUGUCUGUUGUCUGGCCACUCUUAUCAUCAUGCUUGUUGGAGACACGUACACACUAAUCAACUAUGUGUCAUUUAUUAACUACCUCUGCUAUGGAGUGACAAUUAUAGGCCUGAUCGUGUUACGCUGGAAGAAACCCAAAAUCUUCAGACCUAUUAAGGUGAACCUCCUCAUCCCCAUCACUUACCUGGCAUUUUGGGCAUUUCUGCUGGUCUUCAGCCUAUACUCCGAGCCGGUUGUCUGUGGAGUCGGACUCAUUAUCAUUUUAACUGGAGUGCCUGUGUUUUUUCUUGGAGUCUACUGGAGAAAUAAACCAAAGUGUGUAAAUAGGCUAAUAGGUAAGCACUGCUCGGUGUGCUCCUCAGGCCCACUGCUUGUGGCUUGCAGGGCUCAGCCCCCACCAAUGAUGAGAUCUCAAGGAGCCCAACCACCACUGGCAUGCACAGCCUUCAGACCCCCACAGAAAGCAGGCUAGGUGCUGCUUGUGGACGGCAGUACUUCAGUUUUAAAUUAGAAGGAAUGACGAGCCACCAGGCAGACAGGCAUGUUGCAGGUGAGCCAUGGACAGGAGGUAACAUGCAUUUUUGUGGCUGUUUGUGCAGGUAACUGCUUUCUUCACCACUUGCAGUAUUUGCCUCCACUUGUGCCCCUGUGCAUCCCCCAGCUCACUCACCACAGCCUCAACCACAAAGCAGAUGCACAGGAGCAUCACUUUAAGCACAUAGAGACUGAACAAACCAUCACAAAAGAAAUAAUAAAUGACAGAACUCUGCCUGUCCCUCACCCCGCUCUCACCCCAACAGCACUGCAGAACCCCCACGCGGCACAAUGAAUUAUUUCUCACUUAAAUAACAAAAAAGCCUUGCUUUUUCCCCUCACAUCACAGUGCACAUGUUGGUUGUGAUUGGGCUGUGCUUGGCUUGCAGCUGUUCUGUGGUGAGGACUUUCUCUAAGCAGGAGCAGCUGCCCGCCCGGCCACAGCCUCACUGCAACUGCCGGGCACUGGCGCUACCUCAGGGACAGCCCAGACCUGCGGGCCUCUGGGCAGCACAAAGGGCUCUUCACAGCAAAGGGACAUUCCUAAAAGCACCUGAUAUUAACCCACCUGUGUUUUGCAAACACUGACGUGUCACCCCAACAGAGAUAAAAGCAGCCAAAGGGAAGGUGGGUGGUGUGGAGGGGCCAAGGCCUCUGUAGGGAAGAUGGCUGCCGGGUCCCGCACUGCGUCACACAGCGGUUGAGCAGCCAUGCUGACAGCACUAACCGCACACUUGCUCCCUGCAGAGUCGGUGACGUGCUGGGGACAGAAGCUGUGCUUUGUGGUGUACCCCCAAUGUGGGGCGGCCGAGGAGCCUGCAGCCCACUGCCACCUGCCCAGCAGCGACAAGCCACCAAGGA